Molecule: messenger RNA, 1623 nt
Organism: Hyalella azteca
Lineage: Eukaryota; Metazoa; Arthropoda; Malacostraca; Amphipoda; Hyalellidae
Gene: Rpn7
Product: 26S proteasome non-ATPase regulatory subunit 6
Exons: 7
Coding region: 84-1253 (389 amino acids)
Biological process (GO): proteasome-mediated ubiquitin-dependent protein catabolic process
Cellular component (GO): proteasome regulatory particle
Molecular function (GO): protein binding
Source: RefSeq, a predicted model, not a curated record
UGUGUUUAGUGUUUACGUUUGUCAUCCCUAGUGAGCGUCGCUGAAAGUUUGUGUGCAACUACCAAAACGGUAGAAAGAUAACCAUGCCUGCGGAUAAUAUGGAAGAACAGGGUCUAGAAAAAAAUCCCGAUUUACGACUGGCUCAACUAAAAUUUAGUUUGUCGCUGCCAGAACAUAAAAAUGAUUCUAAAUUGACUGCUGAUUUGAAGGCUGGAAUUACGGAGAACAAUAUGACUCCUUUCUAUGAAGAUUGCUGUAAGGACCUGGAUUGGCCAGUUGAUGAAGUAUUACUGCAAAAAAUGAAGAAAGCUAAUGCUGAUACAUUGAAGCAACUGGAUGCAAAUAUCCAGGAAGCCGAAACAAGCAUGGGAGAGAGUGAGAUACGAGAAGCAUACCUGAGCAAGGCUGAGCACUACACCAGGAUUGGGGACAAGGAGGCAGCAAUAUCUGCUAUAGCAGCCACCUCAGAAAAGACUGUGUCUUUGGGACAACGACUGGAUUUGGUGUUUCAUAACAUAAGAAUUGGGCUCUUCUAUCUCGACCAUGGCCUUAUCAGCAAGAACAUUGAGAAAGCAAAAACGCUUAUUGAGGAAGGGGGGGAUUGGGACCGUCGCAAUAGACUCAAAGUUUAUGAAGGUGUCUACUGCAUGUCCAUCCGUGACUUCAAGAGGGCUUCUUCGCUCUUCCUGGACACAAUCAGCACCUUCACAUCUUAUGAACUUAUGGAUUACAACAAGUUCGUGUGGUACUGCGUGGUGGUAUGCAUGCUCGCGCUGCCCCGAAACGAGCUACGCCAGAAUGUGCUCAAGGGGGCCGAGAUCCAGGAAGUGCUUCACUCAACUCCUGAUCUCCGCGAGUAUCUGCACUCGCUCUACGAUUGCCAGUAUCAAACGUUCUUCGCUAAACUUGCAAACGUUGAAACGGAGCUUCGGAACGACCGCUUGCUGGCACCGCACUAUCGCUACUACGUAAGACAGAUUCGUAUCCUGGCAUACAGUCAGCUGCUCGAAUCCUACCGUUCACUCACCCUCGACUACAUGGCGCAGGCUUUUGGAGUGUCGACCACUUUCAUGGACAAGGAAUUGUCACGGUUCAUCUCUGGUGGGCACCUGCACUGCAAGAUAGACAAGGUGGGCGGAAUCGUCGAGACCAACAGACCAGACAACAAGAACUGGCAGUAUCAGGCCGUCGUCAAGCAGGGAGACUCGUUACUCAAUCGGGUCCAGAAACUUAGCCGAGUCAUCAACAUCUAAGUCGAUGAAUUCUAAAAUAGAUGGAUUGUGACACAUGAAAUAUAUUUCGAGUAAAGUUUUGAAAGAUCAAUUUACAGCCACUGUGUUUCGCCCCAAUUUAUGUCGUGGCGCACACGUCGCCGCAGUCUAUACGUGGCUACCACUUCAUAAUUGAAGUGGUAGCCAGCAGAACGCAACGCCAAGCAGGCAUAAUUAUUGCCUGCUGUUCCAUCGCUGAUUUAAAUACGUCACUUGUGCUUAGGGUCCGUAAAUUGUUUGAAAAUAAGUAUGCAUUACCCUAGUGUGAAUCUUGGUUUAUUAUUUAUAUAUUAUACAGUCAAACAUCGUUCAUGCAGAUUUGAUUAAUAGAUUGAUAAACCAUUAAAAUGGG